AUGGAGAUCGGUUUCUUGGAAACCCUAAAAACCCAACCUUUAUGGACCUCCAAAGAACAUCAAGAAAUAUGGAUCAUGGGCACUUGUCUUAACUUGAUCUUGGUGGGUCGAAACCCUAAGAAACUAGAGGACGUUUCCUCUGAGAUUCAAUCCAAAUUCUCAAAAACCCAGAUCAAGAAUGUCAUUUUUGAUCUUACCGGUGAUUUAUCGGAAGGUAUCAAGAAGAUUACUGAGGCAAUCGAGGGGUUAGAUGUUGGGGUUUUGAUAAACAAUGCUGGGAUUUCAUAUCCUUACGCUAGGUUUUUCCAUGAAGUCGAUGAUGAAUUGUUGAAUAAUUUGAUUAAGGUUAAUGUUGAAGCGACUACUAAAGUGACACAAGCAGUAUUACCGGCGAUGUUGAAGAGAAAGAGAGGCGCAAUCGUGAAUAUUGGCUCUGGUGCUGCUAUCGUCAUCCCAUCAGAUCCUCUUUAUGCUGUUUACGCUGCAACAAAAGCGUAUAUCGAUCAAUUUUCAAGGUGUUUGUAUGUUGAAUACAAGAACAGUGGGAUCGACGUCCAGUGUCAGGUUCCAUUAUACGUAGCAACGAAGAUGGCGUCUAUCAAAAGAUCUUCGUUUUUUGUACCAUCACCGACCGGAUAUGCCAAGGCGGGGCUACGGUGGUUGGGGCAUGACCCACGCUGCACAGCUUACUGGCCUCACUCCGUCAUCUGGGCUUUGCUAAACUCGUUGCCGGAGUUUGCCGUGGAUUCUUGGCGCCUAGGGUUCUGCCUCCAAAUCAGAAAGAGGGGGCAACUCAAAGAUUCCCGGAAAAAAGAAUAGUGAUUAAAAAAACAUCACUUGUAGCCUAAAUGGCAUGUAUCAUGUAUGUUGUAUCUUCUUGGAACGAAGAUCUUGUAAUAGUAACUUAUUUGAAUCAUAAUAAAUCUAAUCCGGUUGAGUAUAAGAAAUGGCAAAAAAGAAGAUAUAUAAAUAUAUGUUUUCGAAGAGAAGUUGAUUAACAAGAAAUGCGAUUACAAGAUUACUAGUUCAAUGUACCCAAUUUAUAUAUAUAUGAUUGAUCAAUUUCUCAUUUUGUUGAUCUGGUUAAGAGCAGGCUGUAAAAUGUUGUAGAGCACCCAAAGAAUAGCAGGUGCGACAACAAUCAAAAGAAGUUGCCCUCUAUUGUCGUUAGCAGCGGCUUCAGCGGCGGCGGCGGCCUCCGGCGUAGCCAACAGCCCAGAAGAUGCGGCUAAACCACCACCGAUUCCAAGCCCAACCACCACUCCUUUGGUCCUCAUCUUGUUGAUCUGGUUAACCGCAGGUUGAAAGAUGUUGUACAGCACCCAUGCGAUGGCUGGAACGAGAGGUAAGAGAAGAGCGAUUCCACGGUUGUCUCCUUCUGCAAUGUCGGCGAUCUGUUGUACGGCAAAAGCAGGGUCGCAUGAGUUCAAGGUGGAGAAGAUUGCUCCGGCGAUGGCGGUUCCGGUGAGGGAGAUGGUGGCGGGUUUUGAGGAGGUUAGGGAUUUGGGAAGGUUUUGGACGGAGAUGAGAGAGAUGGGUUUGUUGGGGGUUGGUUUAGAGGGUUUGGCGGAUGUCAUGCACUUGGCGUUAAGCAUGGCCAUGGUGGUUGAUAGUGUGGCUGCCAUUGGAGGUGGUGAUGUUAAAGAUUGGAGCUUUUUGGAGUCACGGAAUUGGAGUGAUGGGCGAAAAUGGGCAUAUAGGAAGUGAGAGCCAAUGGGGAUAGUGGAUUCGAGAUUGUGGUCUUAUCCUGUGGAGGAUUGUGGGGAGAUUUAAGCCUCAUAUUUGAGUCCCCACUUUGCUUUUCUUAUCACUUACCUUGGCUACCACCGGAUUGUGCUUAAGAUUAAACUAGUCAAAAUACAUAUGUGUACAUAUCAAAUAUCUCACAUGUCUUUGCUCUUGCUUUUUGGUUUCCUCAUUUUGAUUAUGAUCAAGGAAAAACAAAAGGGAAAUUUUCUAAUCUUGAUACAAGGGAUAUAUGAUAAUGCAAGAUAGACAUUAGUAUGAAGUAUUGAAGUGAGCAGGGAAAAUGUUACAAAUCUAUAGAUAACUAGGUGAAUGUCUGCGUGUUGCGUAAAAACACUUAUAUAGUUGAAGUUUUUAUAAAUAUAUGUUUUUUUUUUAAAUAUAACAGUAACGUUGUUGUUAAAUUUUAUAUAAU
Messenger RNA from Lactuca saligna, 2161 nucleotides. Lineage: Eukaryota; Viridiplantae; Streptophyta; Magnoliopsida; Asterales; Asteraceae. The record is from the annotation of a GenBank genome assembly.